This is a messenger RNA of Acipenser ruthenus (sterlet), 9888 nucleotides long. RefSeq names its product rho-related BTB domain-containing protein 2-like. The record is from RefSeq and is a predicted model, not a curated record. Gene Ontology annotation, molecular function: GTPase activity; protein binding; GTP binding. Gene Ontology annotation, biological process: small GTPase-mediated signal transduction. The coding region runs from base 748 to 2883 and encodes 711 amino acids. The transcript has 10 exons. Lineage: Eukaryota; Metazoa; Chordata; Actinopteri; Acipenseriformes; Acipenseridae.
UUUACAGCAGCUAGGCGAGGUAGACGGAGGGAGAUUCAGAAAUUAUUUUAUUUAUUUUCGCUAAAAUAAAUAAAAAUAAGAUGUAUGAUUUACUGAAAAACAAUUAUUAUUCUAAAUCCUUCCGUUCAAAGACCAGAACGCGACAGUUAUUAAUAACCAAUUAAAUUAUUACUGUGUCUGCUCGGACGGCAUUUGGUUUACUGUCGUGGUUUUAUGAAUUGCGCUAUUAUAGAUAGUUGUCGGGAACAGGGUUGCUUCAGAUACAAUUAUUUUAAAUAACAGAAUGGCGUUUGUCACCUUGGCAAACAGACUCGCUCUCAACAAACACCAGAGGAUCACUUUGCAAAUGCAUGUUUGGAUUUUUGGCCGCUGAUCUAUAGCAAUAUCGAUUACAGAUUGGAUUAAAAAAAAGAGGCUCAUAGCACAUAGCUUAUUAUUAUUAUUAUUAUUAUUAUUAUUAUUAUUAUAGGUAGUGGCUUGUGUUUAAAUUUUGCAAAUUAUAGAAAUAACUAUUUUAACUGGCUGAAGGAAGCAGCAAUCUUUGUUCUUUGACUCAGAUUAUCCCGCCGCUGUUCACAGAAUGCUAAAUAUUAUAAUACAGCGGUUUAUUCGUGGUUGCUAAGCGACCAUCUAAAGAAAGGAAAUAAAAUCCGUUUCCUUGGAAACUCCAGAUAUUGGAAUAAUAUUGACAUCAAAAACGAACAGAAAACCACCACCAUUUUCUUCACCGGGACGAGGUCCCAAUUGAUGGAUUCUAACAUGGACUAUGAAAGGCCAAACGUUGAAACUAUCAAGUGCGUGGUGGUCGGAGACAACGCCGUCGGAAAGACCCGCCUCAUCUGUGCCCGGGCGUGUAACGCCACGCUGACUCAGUACCAAAUGCUCGCCACGCACGUGCCCACGGUCUGGGCCAUCGACCAAUACCGCGUCUGCCAAGAGGUCCUGGAGCGGUCCCGUGACGUGGUUGAUGAAGUCAGCGUGUCCCUACGUCUCUGGGACACGUUCGGGGAUCACCACAAGGACCGGCGCUUCGCUUACGGAAGGUCUGAUGUUGUGGUGUUGUGUUUCUCAAUCGCGAACCCCAACUCCCUACACCACGUCAAGACCAUGUGGUACCCCGAGAUCAAACACUUCUGCCCCCGAGCGCCUGUCAUCCUGGUGGGCUGCCAACUGGAUCUCCGCUACGCAGACCUGGAGGCCGUCAACCGGGCACGACGCCCCCUAGCCAGACCCAUCAAGUCCAACGAGAUCCUAGCCCCGGAGAAGGGACGAGAGGUGGCGAAGGAGCUGGGGGUGCCCUACUACGAGACCAGCGUGGUGGCACAGUUUGGGGUGAAGGACGUUUUCGAUAACGCCAUCCGCGCCGCUCUCAUCUCCCGCCGCCACCUGCAGUUCUGGAAGUCCCACCUGCGCAACGUCCAGCGGCCCCUGCUGCAAGCCCCCUUCCUGCCGCCCAAGCCCCCUCCGCCCGUGAUCACCGUGCCCAAGCCUCCCUCCACCAGCGAGGAGCACCCGGCCAGGCUGCUGGAAGACCCUCUCUGCGCCGACGUCAUCCUCAUCCUGCAGGACCAGCAGCGCAUCUUCGCACACAAGAUCUACCUCUCCACCUCCUCCUCCAAGUUCUAUGACCUGUUCCUCAUGGACCUGAGCCCAGGGGCCGCGAGCUCUCCCAAUAGGGGGUGUCUCCAAACCCAGCUGCAGAACCAAACCCUGACUGGCAGGGAUCUUCUCAUGAGGGCCGCCAGCUUCGACGUGUGCGAGAGCAGCGACGAAGGAGACCGCUCCAACCUGAGGAUUUCCACCAGCGAUGGGACGCUGAUCGGGGACGGCCGCGAGAGCGGCAGGAGGGGCCGGCUGCUUUCCUCCUGGAGCCGGGCUUUCGUGAGCAUCCAGGAGGAGCUGGUGGAUGACCCCAUGACCUACAGCCCGCGUCUGAUGACUGUGGUGAAGAUGGACCCCUCGGUGCAGCUGGCCCCGUUCCGUGCCGUCCUGCGCUACCUGUACACGGGCCAGCUGGACGAGCGCGAGAAGAGGCUGAUGCACAUCGCGCACAUCGCAGAGCUGCUGGAGGUGUUUGACCUGCGCAUGAUGGUGGCCAACAUCCUCAACAACGAGGGCUUCAUGAACCAGGAGAUCACCAAGGCCUUCCACGUGCGCCGCACCAACCGGGUCAAGGAGUGCCUGGCCAAGGGAACCUUCUCCGACGUGGUGUUCAAGUUGGAUGACGGGACGAUCCUCGCUCACAAACCCCUGUUAAUCUCCAGCUGCGAUUGGAUGGCUGCCAUGUUCGGGGGUCCCUUCAUGGAGAGCUCCACGAAGGAGGUGCUGUUCCCCAACACCACUCAGAGCUGCAUGCGGGCCGUGCUGGAGUAUCUUUACACGGGGCAGUUCUGCUCGCGGCCCGACCUCGAUGCCAUGGAGCUCAUAGUGCUGGCAAACCGCCUGUGUCUGCCGCACCUCGUUGCGCUCACAGAGCUGUACACAGUGACAGUGCUGAUGGAGUCAGCGCUGAUGGGAGCCGACGUUGAUGGAGAUGUGCUGGUGUACCUGGAGAUGGCACAGUUUCACUGUGCCCACCAGCUCACAGACUGGUGCCUCCAUCACAUCUGCACCAACUACAACAACGUCUGCCGCAAGUUUCCAAGAGAGAUGAAGGCCAAAUCGUCCGAGAACCAGGAGCACUUUGAGAAGCACCGCUGGCCGCCGGUCUGGUACCUGAAGGAAGAUGACCAUUACCAGCGCGCCCGCCGGGAGCGCGAGAAAGAGGACUACCUCUGUCAGAAACGGCAGUCCAAGCGCAAGUGGCUCUUCUGGAGCUCUCCUUCCCCCGCCUCCUCCUCCUCCUCCUCCUCCUCCUCCCACAGCUCCUCUGCCGUCGUUUGAUUGGCUCUCAGAAGCUCCGCCUUCUCCUGGUAGACGUUCCAAAGGGGGUGGGGGAUGGGGGGGGCGUGUUGGUAGCCAUGGCGAUAAUGCCACUCACAGGGCCUGGGCUUUGAGAUCUGUGGCGAAUGCGUGACUGUGGCCGGUGUUUCUCACUCUUCAGAGAGUCCGUGCAGCUGGUCUGUGUUGUUGGAGGUCUGUGUACUGGGGUAACAGGAGCCCUGGUUACUGGAAAGGAUUUCUUCAAGAAUGACAUCCUGAUAAUGUACAGUGCUUUCCAAGUUGUGGAGAUACAUCAUAAUAAAACUCCAAGCCUUCCCAUACCCCCCAAACCCCCCCAUCCCACCUCCACAGCGACACCCUUUGGACCCCCAAGCCUGAAACAUUUGUAUCUGGGUCCCACUGUGCCAGUGUCAGUGUGUCAGCCAGUGUUGGGAUUACAGCACGACCAUUAUUUCUCUAAGCGUUUCCGUCGACAGCUUCUGGUGACCUGUCCUUUUGUGCGAAAUACUCAUUGGCUCCCCCUUUGUCAUAGAGAAAGGGCAUUCUUAACUGUUUAAUUAUAUCAGUUCAAUUCUAGGAAGGGGGUUGUUGUGAUUGUAAUUAUAUUAACAGUUUGCUAGUAAUUCGAUUUUCCAAACCAAUAUCUUUCAGAAGGCCAGCUAGUUCCAUUCUACUCCAGGGCCUCUAUUUAGACAGUGCUGGCGCGUUGGACAAUUGGAAGAACUCUUUGCCAGUUAUGCAGUGUUAGUAGACUACGGGGAAGAGGAUAGUAGGGAUCAGUUUGCUCCUUUUAUCAGGGGGCGCAGCCUUGAGUUGACCCCCAAAUCAGUCAGUAAGAAAUAUCACGUCUUACAUCAUCUAGGGGCAGAGUGUCGCAGGCGGGAGGGGGACAGGUUAAUGGUUACACUCUGGUGUGCCGGCUGAACCAAGACAGGAUACAGGUUUCAGAGCACCAUAGAGGCCAAACAAGGGAAGCUUUAGGUUUUAAAACAAAGUCACCGGGAUGCGAUUAAACAGAAAAUGAGAUCCAGAGUGAUUCUAAACAAGAAAAAUAAUGCGUUAGUUGAGAUCACUGGGAUAGUUCAUACCCACGCCAAGCUGCCCCUUCUCAUGGUCCACUGCCUUCUGCACCACCCUGAAGGGGGCAAGCUAUGGGACCGCCCACAGUAACGUUUGAUCUGAAUUAUCACGCGCUGGAUUUGAACACAGCUGGAUGGCUGACCCUCGCUGGAUGUAUUCCCCCGGAUUCUGGGUUGUUUGCCGUUUCCUGUCUAGCCGUACGCAGUCACCGCUGCCUUGCUCCAACGCCGCCAGCCAAAAUACAAGCCAUGGAGUCACAUGGAACAUCACAGUGUGGAGGCGUGGCCAUUAGAAUUUCAAAUACUACCAUGGCGACACAAUGGGCGGGGCUCCUGCAGAGGUGGCAUGGAGUAGACUGGAGUGUGUUUGUGUUCAUGCUAUUGUGAGAGCAGUAGCAUGUUACAAUAGGAAGCCAUUCCACCAAUGGCAGCAUCAUCCCACAGUAGCUGCCCCAGUGCUGGAGCUGUCGUUAGGUCAAUACUGCCUUGCCACUGAACAUCGUUUGGGAAGGGAAGCCUCAUCCCCUAUUUAUCACUGCGUGUAGAAUUGUUCAGUUUCCUGUCUAUGCUAGGCAGUUGGUGAUAUAUUGUGAGUAUCUUGCUAAAGAUCUUUGUGGCGAGGGCUCUGAAGUUUGAUCAUCAGAAAGUCUUACCAGUGGGCUGAUAUUGACUUAAACAAUUUAACCAAAUGUAAAAUGUUCAUGGAACGGCCAGCCCCAGUGGAAAAGUGUGAAUAUAUCUAGACUUUACAGGGUAUUGAAGUUCAUGUUUACAAAGCUGUGAAUGUGAAAAACUGAGCCACCUGAACCUAGCUCAGCUGUUAGAGUUAAGGACAAGGCAGCGGGAGAUUCUGAAACGAAUGAGAUUUCAUUAAAAUGCCAGACUUGGACAGCACCUGCUAUCUUUUGCAAAUGUUUUGACUACACAGUACCACGCUCAAUUUGAAAGCCUUAAUUAAACUGAAGUGCUAAAUGAAGAUGAGAUACCUGGGGCAGUGAACUGAAAUAUUAUCUCGGCUUGGGGACUGUCACCUGCAUUGUAAAUUCACGGUAGUUGCGCAGCUUUGUAUUUCGAAUCCUGUUGACGUGCAGCACGAUGUCGGUACACUUUCUGUGCCCGUGAGAAGUCAGGGUUGUCUGCUAAGUCAGGUCUUGUGUGGCUUGCAUGCGAGUUUAGGUGUUUUCUGGUGUUUCCCACAGUGUGUAGCGCAUCAAACACUGAAAUCUUGUAUUUAAUGGUGGCUUUAUGCCAUGUUUUUAAGCAUCUUGAAUUGCAGUUACAGGGCACUGCACGUCCUAAUUCAUUUCACACACAUGUGUGUGUUCUCCACGCUUCUUUAUUGUAGUUCUUUGCUGACCAGGCUUACUAGCAAUCCCUGGGAGGUUUUUUUUUUAACCAGCGAGGCUGUUUUUAAAACUGAAGUGAGGUGGUUGGACAGAAAUGGAGAAAGGACAUUCGUGAACUUGGCACACAAUCUAAGGAGAAACAGCGAAAGAGAAUUACACUCACGUUUUGGGACGUCGGUAUUUUGCAUGCUUUCGGACUAUUCCAGAAAACAUUUUCCUUUUUUUCAGCCGCUGGUUCUGUUUCAGAAAAAAAUAAAAACUCCUCAAAGCUGAUUUUCUGAGGUGAGAUUGGGGAAGAAUAUUAGCGUUGCGCUUUACGCUGAACCCCAUAGGUGAAGCACUGUCCCCUAAAUCCUGUGCAGCACUGGUAUGCUUCCCCAUGCACCCUUAAGGAGUCUUUUCAGAAGCAGCACCUUGGCUCAUUUUUUGGACUGGUUAAUAUGCAUGGCAAAUAAGCAAAAUCCACACUAGAUAUUUACACAGAACACAUAUCAUUGAAUAUUACACAGGUAAGAAAUUCAAUAUCAGAAACAUUUAGAUUGUAUAGAGUAUCCAUUUAAUGUUGCUUCAACCAAACAUUUCUGAAGUCUGUUAAGAGUGAACUUGAACAUGUGCGCCACCAGUAUCAGUUAGAAAUGUUUGCUCAGAGUUAUUACAGGUCCAGUAACUCUCAGGAGCCUUUCCAGAGCAGCAUGCUUAUGCCAUUUCUACAUCACACCCCCCAGACAUGUGACAGAAUGCUCAGUCGGAAUGCACGGAUUCCGAAAGAGUUCACUGAAUGGACCCAGUGCUGUCAGUGCUGUGAUUGGAGCACAGCGUCGGCCAGGGUUUUCACUAUGACCCCUGCUGUGAUUGGAGCACAGCGUCGGCCAGGGUUUUCACUAUGACCCCUGCUGUGAUUGGAGCACAGUGUCGGCCAGGGUUUUCACUAUGACCCCUGCUGUGAUUGGAGCACAGCGUCGGCCAGGGUUUUCACUAUGACCCCUGCUGUGAUUGGAGCACAGUGUCGGCCAGGGUUUUCACUAUGACCCCUGUUCUGGGAUCCUUUCAUUGGCUCAACUUGCGGUCCACUGAUGUCGGACUCUUAUGUGCCCCCCCACGACCCGACUCUGAACUGUGGGUGAUCGGGCUUCUGUUCCGGUGCCCUGAGGUUGUGGCACGCCUUUCCCAAUGAAAUGAGGGACUCUCAAUCCUGGGGUGUUUUUAAAUCUCGCCUUAAAAACGUGUUUGUUUAAACUGGCUUUUUUUAAUUUAAUGUUUGAUAUUUUCUGAUUGUCUAUUUUUAUUUGUGUUCUUAUCUAUAGUGCUUUGUGAUGACUUGUCAUGAAAGGUGCUUUAUAAAAUGAUGAUUAUUAUUAUUAUUAUUAUUAUUAUUAUUAUUAUUAUUAUUUUAGCUAACCAGAGUCGUGCUAUACUGUACAGUGGUACUGUAAAAUAACAUGGUAGUCAGAUGUGUCAGUCUGUCACAAUGUUGUUUUCAAAAUGUUUUUUGAGUAAAUGUACUCGCUUUUACAAAUUUCAAAAGUAUAAAUCUGCUUUUUAUUUGAAUGUAUUUCAUGUUUUACUUGAAGAUAUGCUUUGAUUAUGAGCAGGGUGUGAUCUGCUUCAUUGAGGUCCAGAUCUUGAUUUCGUGGACAGCGUAAGGUCCCAUGCUUUGAGAACGCCCUCCUCAGGGUGCAGUGCAGCUCAGACUUGCUUGUGUUGCUCUUGUGCUGUUUUUAUAUACGUUUUCUUGUGUGGAUCUUUGCUUCAGUGAACGCUUGUGAGGCUUCUAACUCCUAAACGCUGUCGGACUGAUCUGAAAACGUAUACAGAGCUUCGCAACGGUAGGGAAAACAGACAGACAGGGUCGUAGAUUUAUGUAACAAACUGGUCACCCAAAACAGCCAACAAACCCACCCGCUGACUUUAAUAGUGAUUCAGAAACACUAAAAGAAAUAUGUAAAAACACAAUGACAAACAUUGCCAUGAAUAGAAGCUUUGUAUAAAAAAGGGGGUUUGGGGUAAAACUUAUUAGAGUUUAUUACUGAAAGAGAGGAAUCUCUCCCAUUCUCUUUCCAAAUCCUGUUACCCCGCGAUAAACCACCCCUGGUACGGUUUGGAUAAACAUCACCAAGGCUCCCAUGCACAGCACCGCACCGCCUGGACGACCGAUUCCGUGAUCAGACCCAGAGCACAGGAAGCACAUAACAUUCUUAUUAAAAAAAAUAAACAAGUCACCUAAUGACGACAUCAAAACAGACAACUUGAGCUUAUUUAUUUAGUUAUCUGUUCGUUUUUGGGUGCUCUCUCGCUCAGGUAUAGGAAAACGCUGCAUUUCCUGUCAGUGUUUUAAGCAUGAUAUGUUACCUGUUUGGUAGCUCCUUCUUCUGAGAUGCGUUAGAGGUAGGAUUUUUAGCUAGACAGGGCAACUUUCAGUGCAAACCACAAACCAGGUCUCGUAUCCAGGUAUAUAACUGCAAAAAAAAUAAGACGCUCAGAAGCUUAGGAGCUGGUUCUGCGUGUCUAUGAUCAGUGUGUGUGUGUUAAAGAUUCACGGUACACUGCUGUAGAGAAAACAGAUACGCAGAGAGACGGGACACGCUUUAGCUAAACAGUCACAAUACUGUAUUAACAUUGUGAUGAUAAAUGAACUGUGAAUUCAAAUUAAAAACUACAAAAAAAAUGGAAUGUUUUGUCUGCGUUGUACUGGAGUUGUAAUGUUUAUGUAAUAAAUAGGGUUAGAGAGAAACUGUCUGCCUGGCUGUUUUAUUGACGCAGUGAGCUUUUCAUGGUUGAAAAUUCUGUCCAAAUGGGAGGGAAUAUCCUUUCAUUUCAGCAUUACAGUAAUCUCUCAGGAGUGACAUAAACGCGAGAUCCCCAUCACCUGCAAAGUGCGCUUAUUUGAGACCUCGCUGGUGCGUUGGUUUUCCUUGCAUGGUUUUGGUCCAGUCGUUUAUCAAGGCGGCUCAUUACAUUUUUAAGCAGCGUUUUCAUUAUUUUUCACUAGACGUCCCGCUUAUUCAGAGUCAAGCUCGAUUCUAACCGCACGCGCGCACAAAAACACGGAUGGGUUUGAUUGCUUGUAGAUUCUGUCUAAAUUAAAUGCAUUUCUUUUAUAUUUUUAUUUAGCAGACAUCUUGAGAAGCCGUCCCAUAAAGCACUGUUACUCUAUAAAUUAGUACAAUGCUGAUGUGUUCACGUGCACCAUGAUUUCCAAAAGUCUUACACUGUACACAUGCUGCACUGGGCUCUAUUUUAAUGCUCUAAACAGUGGCGGAUCUUAAUACUGCCACCCUAGGAUUUUUUUUUUUUUAAAGACUAACUAGGUUCAAUUUGUUUUUUUAUGCCCCUUACCUUAUUAUGAUUUAUAUGCAAUUAGUUAUGCAAUAUUUAAAAUGUUUGCAAUCAGAUUUUGAUGCUAAAAAAACAAACCACUGUAACUUAAACACCACGAGAGGGCGCUCCAGUACUGCGCAUCUGUGUAGCGUCUCAAGAUGUGUUCCUUGUAAAAUGAUUUCGCACAGUUCACUGGUUUUACAAAAGGUUAGCAGCCAGAGAGAACAGGCUGACACAGCCAUUGCAAAUCCUGCUGCAAAUUUGCAAAUAAUAUUUACAUUUAACAACUCAGAGCGCACACAGCAACACCAUGCAACGAAAGGCUAGUUAAAGAUCGACUUUAACACAUCUGCAUGCUCGUAAGAUGUCUUGACUCUCCUGCUUAAUAUUAUCUUGCGUGUUUUUCUUCAGCACGGUCUGCUGUGGUUUCCGCACAGAUUGUUCCUCCCCAGGUUUACUCGCUAUCCCAGCAAACACAGAGCUCUGACCGCUGAAGCCUGGAGCAUUUGCAUUCAAAAAAAGCCCAUCAGCAGCAAUCAUUAGAUUUGUGUCGCCCGAUAGAAUGAAUUAAUUCUGCUUCCCAGGGUCUCAGUUGUUGAAGCUGACACCCUGGGAUCCUUCGAGAAGCUGCUUGAUGAGAUUCUGGGAUCAAUAAGCUACUAACAACCAAACGAGCAAGAUGGGCUGAAUGGCCUCCUCUCGUUUGUAAACUUUCUUAUGUUCUUCUUAUGAAUGAAACCUGCUGAAUAAUGUUCUGUUAACAUAUUGAAUUACAGCCUCUUUGUAGUUUUCGCAUGUUCGCAGUAUUAUUAUUAUUAUUAUUAUUAUUAUUAUUAUUAUUAUUAUUAUUAUUAUUAUUAUUAUUAUUAUUGUUAUUAUUAUUGUUAUUGUCUCAAUUAUCUGUAAUGCAGAAUUGGGAGUUAAUUCUAUAAUAUCUACAAAGCCGUGGGGACCAGACCUCAAGCACCGGACCACGCACUGCAUCACUGACAGAGUCAUUCUAUUAACUAGCGCUGAACGCAGUGGCUGUUGCACUUCAGACUAGCCACAAGAUGGCGCCAUUGCACUACGUUUUCCGCGAAUUUAACAUUUAAUUUAAUGGCAAGAGUGUGUACCGUGAGACAGACAGAGACAGGCAGACCGACUAUAUCCGUUAUAACUGAUUACAAACAAUGGCAAAAGUGUAUCAUGGUAGUCUUAUUAUGUUAUAAUGUUCUGUAACUUAACAGCGUAAUCAAUAACAUUUAUUUAUGUGUUACAAA